AUGCACUUCAUAGGAUCCAAUCCAGAGGACAUUGAAUCUAGCAGUAGUGAUACCAAUAUUGAUAUUGACAAAGAAGAUCAAGGAGACGAAGGGGAUGAGGGGGAUGAAGGAGAUGCAGGAGAUGAAGGAGACAAACGAGAGAAUGAUGAAUCACAGGAGUUUGGUUGGGGGGGAGCUCACCAAUGGCAGAAAGAACAUCCAGGCUUUUCGGCUGAAGCACUCCCUACUCAGGCUCAAGUUGCUUGCCCUCUGACACCAGAUUUUGAGUUCCAAUACUCACACGAUGAAGAUGAAGAUUCUGCCCAGGUGUGUCUCAACAACAAUAACCAGCCUCUGGACACCUUGCCGGGAGUACACCAGGAACAGUCAGAUACUCAGCCUGACAACAUAUUGAAGCACCAUCAUGAUAAGAACAGUCAGCCUCGCCUUCCCAACCCUGAAUUCCUCCAGCUGCUCAAUGAAGUGAUGAAGUCUGUCGACCAAGCACAGGGCCGGCCACACACCAAAAAAUCCAAGGGAUCUGACAGUGGGCUAAGGCCUGACCAACUGGCUUGGUAUGGACCAUGCUGGAAAAUUUUCCUCGAGGAGGCCAAAGGAGAGUGUCGCGGGCAGCAUGCACUAGAAAAUCCAUUUCCACCUUUGGUCAAGGGGAUGCCAGGAACGAUCUCCAAAGUCUUACUUUCAGUUUUGGUCAUGUGGGACAAGAACAGUAGACAACUUGAAGCUGGGGUUUGGCCAGAGCAGCAGUAUAACAUGACACAUUUGUUGUACGACAACCUGUCGACUUGGCGGUCCAACCUGAAGAAGACUGUGAUAAGCAUUGCACCACUAUCAUACUCGCUUUUGCCUCUGCCAUCUGUUCCUCUUCAACAACAUGCAACUUGGAUCGAAAAUGCUGCUAAAGAUUUACUUGGGGGUGGUUUAUAUUUACGGUUUGGAAUAGACCAGAAUAUCAACAGGGGAGAACAAUGA
Messenger RNA from Suillus bovinus, 972 nucleotides. RefSeq lists its product as uncharacterized. Bases 1 to 972 code for a protein of 323 amino acids. NCBI's taxonomy places the organism in Eukaryota, Fungi, Basidiomycota, Agaricomycetes, Boletales, Suillaceae. The transcript has 7 exons. The record is from RefSeq and is a predicted model, not a curated record.